AGGGCGCUCAGCCUCCGGGAGCGGGCCCUGCACCAUACCCUGGCCCUGCGCCCCUCUUCGCUCCGAGCAGGCCCCCGCGGCCCGGCCGGGGGAAGGCGGCGGAAGGCGGCUCCGCGCCGGCAACGGAGCCGACUGAGCAGCACAGAACUUCAACCCUGCCUGGAUGGGUGGGGUGGGGGGCGAGUCCAUUCGUGAGGGGAGGCAGGUGUCUGCCAGGGAGUGCUGUGAGUUGAAAGCUGGGGCGCUGCACCUAUUACUCCUCCUCCUCCUUCUCUUGGUAGCGCCUAGAGCAAGGCGGAGGUGAGCGCUGUGAGCGACUGGUAAACGGGUCUGCGGGGCGCCGGCCUAGGAGUUGGCCACCCCAGCGGCCGCCAUGAGGCGCCUGCCCUACUUCUGCCGCGGGGAGGUGGUGAAGGGCUUCGGCAGAGGCUCCAAGGAGCUCGGCAUCCCCACCGCUAACUUUUCUGAGCAAGUAGUCGAAAGCUUUCUGUCCGAUAUCUCUACUGGUAUAUACUAUGGAUGGGCCCGUGUUGGAAAUGGAGAUGUGCGUAAAAUGGUUUUGAGUAUAGGAUGGAAUCCUUUCUGUAAGAAUAUUACGAAAUCAGUGGAAACACACAUUAUCUAGACUUUCAAAGAUUACUUUUAUGGAGGGAUUCUUAGAAUAGUCAUUAUUGGAUAUAUUUAACCAGAAAAAAACUUCAGUUCUUUAGAGGCACUCAUUUCAGCAAUUCAAGAAGACACUGUAGAGGCAAAAAGACAGCUAGAUUUACCAGAACGUUUUAAACUCAAAGAGGACAACUUCUUUCAUCUGCCAGAAGGCAAAACAAUAAACCACUAAACAAAACCAUGUGGGUUUUUUUCAUCUCACGGAGCUCUUUUCUGUGCACUACUAUGUAUCAUGUAUCAUUUGAUACAUGACGUAUGCGUGUGUACUGGCUCUGGCUGGGAUGGAGUUAAUUUUCUUCAUAGCAGCUCAUAUGGUGCCGUGUUUUAGAUUUGUGACCAAAACAAUGAACAUAACACACUAAUGUUUUAGCUAUUCCUCCUUGCACAGCAUCAUGGCCUUUUCUGUUUCUCACUCUGCUCCUGCAGUGAAUAGAUUGUGGCUGUGCAAGAGGCUGGGAGGGGGCACAACCGGACAAGUGACCUGAACUAACCAGAGAUACUCCAUGCCAUCUAAUGGUCAUGCUGAGCAACAAAAUGGAGAGGAGGGGCUUUAGGGAGGUUGGCCAUCUUUUGUUUGG
Messenger RNA from Aptenodytes forsteri (emperor penguin), 1244 nucleotides. It is a transcript of the gene RFK, whose product is annotated as riboflavin kinase. Gene Ontology annotation, biological process: riboflavin biosynthetic process; FMN biosynthetic process. NCBI's taxonomy places the organism in Eukaryota, Metazoa, Chordata, Aves, Sphenisciformes, Spheniscidae. Gene Ontology annotation, cellular component: mitochondrion. The transcript is spliced from 4 exons. The record is from RefSeq and is a predicted model, not a curated record. Gene Ontology annotation, molecular function: riboflavin kinase activity.